AAACUUAAGCCCCAGUUUCUUGACAGUAAAUCCUGAACUUGCUUCCAACUGUCUUAUAUCCAGAUUGUGGUAUAUGACCGUCUCUGCAAGCCUGUGGGCAACGUGGUUAUUCCCCACGAGGGUGAGGAAAUGUGAACUGAUAUUCAAUGACAGAAGACUCGGGGCUGACAGUUUCCAUUGAGCGCAUUCUUUUCUCUCUUUUUCACUCAUUUUCACGGCUCCCUGAAAACUCUGGCUGGGCGUUGGGCUGUGAGAGGAGUCCUUCCCGCUUCCCUGUCUGUCUUUUCACAGCUGCAAAGCUCAGUGAUUUGAACUGCAGUGCUUUGAGUGCACUGCUCACUGCCACGACCAACCUCUGUUGUAAAUUUUCCUCCCAGAACACGUGACGAUGCAAGUCUUGACUAUAUAUCCCAACCGCCCCAGAAUUGUCAGAACGCGGAGCCCAGGGAGAGCGCUCUUAGACCAGCCGUUCAGGAACUCAGGACUUGGGGGGCAAAUUCACCAGCCUUUGACUCUGGCUGUGUGAGCAGUGCUUCAAUGCUGAAGAUGGAGCCUCUGAACAGCACCCAGCCCAGCACCGCAGCCCCCGGCAGCCCCCUGGAGUCCCAGGUGCCCGGCAGCCGCAGCGGCAACGGGAACGAGUACUUUUACAUCCUGGUUGUCAUGUCCUUCUACGGCGUUUUCUUGAUUGGAAUCAUGCUGGGCUACAUGAAAUCCAAGAGGCGGGAGAAGAAGUCCAGCCUCCUGCUGCUGUACAAAGACGAGGAGAGGCUCUGGGGAGAGGCCAUGAAGCCGCUGCCCACGGUGUCGGGCCUGAGGUCGGUGCAGGUGCCUAUGAUGUUCAACAUGCUGCAGGAGAGCGUGGCGCCUGCCCUGUCCUGCACCCUCUGCUCCAUGGAAGGAGACAGCGUGAGCUCUGAGUCCUCCUCCCCGGACGUGCACCUCACCAUCCAGGAGGAGGGGGCAGAUGACGAGCUGGAGGAGAGUUCCGAGACGCCCCCCAACGAAAGCAGUGAAGGGUCCUCGGAGAAUAUCCAUCAGAAUUCCUAGCAGCCCCAGGGCCCCUGGAGGUGGCCCCAACAGCCAGCACUCUUAGAGAGAGGGAGGAUACUUCUUGUGCCUGGUUUCACUUUUGCAGAGCAGCUGCCACUUUAAAGAGACCCUCUGCAAGCUCCUGCAUGGGG
Messenger RNA from Manis javanica (Malayan pangolin), 1184 nucleotides. RefSeq names its product potassium voltage-gated channel subfamily E regulatory subunit 4 (gene KCNE4). Gene Ontology annotation, cellular component: membrane; voltage-gated potassium channel complex. Gene Ontology annotation, molecular function: transmembrane transporter binding; delayed rectifier potassium channel activity; potassium channel regulator activity. Gene Ontology annotation, biological process: membrane repolarization during action potential; ventricular cardiac muscle cell action potential; regulation of ventricular cardiac muscle cell membrane repolarization. NCBI's taxonomy places the organism in Eukaryota, Metazoa, Chordata, Mammalia, Pholidota, Manidae. The record is from RefSeq and is a predicted model, not a curated record.